AUGACUAAAAUCACAAAUCUCUUCUUAAUCAUUGCUUUGAUCUUUGGUUCGUUCCUCUCCUCUUCAACUGGAGUUCCGUUCCAAAAACGUGCAACUUGGCCACAACGCGUAGCACGCGUAAGUUAUAACAUUGGGACAGGCAGUACUCUUUUCGGUGAAUUCAGUUUUACUCAACUUGCAUUUCAAUUCACUCGUAUUCUCGGACAAAUCAACAUCGGAAUCAAUGAUAAAGACACAUCCAAAUACUCAUUCGAAAUUUAUACCACGCAAAGUACUGGUGGUACCCUAGUCAAGGUUUUGCCAUUUAAAUUCUCAGUUAACGCUCCACCAGGUGGCACUUCCGCUAUUCAAUUGGACGUCCCCGAUAUUGCUCUUCAACCUAGUUUGCCUCUGCAAGCAACUCCUACGGCUACUGCGACGAAUGUUGCUGAUAAUUUUCUUAGAGUUUAUUAUAAAUCUGCUUCUACUGCUACACCUACUUUGCUGAGCAGUGCGCCAAUUAAAAUUGUACCAUAG
This is a messenger RNA of Ambispora gerdemannii, 516 nucleotides long. The record is from the annotation of a GenBank genome assembly. NCBI's taxonomy places the organism in Eukaryota, Fungi, Glomeromycota, Glomeromycetes, Archaeosporales, Ambisporaceae.